GGUGGCUCGGGCUGCUCCCUCCCCCGGCGUCUCCGAUAGCGACCGAGCUUGUCUCCUCGGCUUCGGAGACGGACCGUCAUCAUGAUCUCGCUCACGGACACCCAGACCACGACUGGGAAGCCACCUUCCAGGAGUUCCCAUAAAUCGGCAUGGGACUGACGGGAUUCGGAGUGUUUUUCCUGUUCUUUGGGAUGAUUCUCUUCUUUGACAAAGCACUACUGGCCAUUGGAAAUGUCCUGUUUGUAGCUGGCUUGGCUUUCGUCAUCGGUCUAGAAAGAACAUACAGAUUCUUCUUCCAGAAACACAAAAUGAAAGCCACGGGGUUUUUCCUGGGCGGCGUGCUCGGGGUCCUUGUCGGUUGGCCGUUGAUAGGCAUGAUCUUCGAAGUUUAUGGAUUCUUUCUCCUGUUCAGGGGCUUCUUCCCAGUUGUCGUUGGCUUCAUUCGAAGAAUACCUAUCCUUGGAUCCAUCUUAAAUCUACCUGGAAUUAGAUCAUUUGUAGAUAAAGUUGGAGAAAGCAACACUAUGGUAUAACAACAAGCGAAUUUGAAGACUCAUUUCAAAUGUAUUAUUUAUAAAAUCCUUUGGAAGAAUAUUCAGCACAAAGUUAAAUUACCUGAAAUAGCUUGUGUAAUGUUCUUUACAGAAGUUUAAAACGUAUAGCUUCAAAGUACCAACAAUUAGCAAAGAAACAGUGAGAACAGACUUCUAGUCAAGUGAUCUGAGAAGUCAGUGAGCAGACAGAGGGGAUGAAGUCCGUGUUGCGUUGAGACUCUUGAAGGCUGUUGCUGCCUUUCCACGCGUGUGAAGCAGCCAUCCUUAGACAACUGUGGUAUCUGUUACUUUCUUUUUUUUUUUUAAAGGUUCAGGACUAUCCAUAGGCACUUUGCUUUUUAAAAAUGUCACUGUAAUGGCCAAGAUGUUUCCAGGUGCACUGGAUCUGAAAAUGAUGCAUGACUUGACUUGAAUUAUGUUGUUUUAAUGUAACCAGACCCAAGGAGAAACCAGUCUUCAUGUAUGAUUCACUGUUUUGUAAACAUGGAUAAAAUAAAACUUUCAUGCUUCUGAACAGCAGUGUUUUCAAGCCAGAUGAGAGCCCCGGGGUCCGCAGAGGUCACUAUGAGCUUUGCCUGCUAAAUUGUCACCGCCGACGCGCUUUCUUCUCAGCCCCACACUCGGGAGGGGUGGGGUGCAGGCUUCUCAGAGUCUGAGCCCCCCCUGGUGUCCACACGGGUCACUGCACAUGGACAUCUGAUAAACAGCCAUGGCCGUGAAGCCAUCUGUUACGUAGGUGGCUUGGGUAGUUUUCUGAGCAUCUAAAUGAUGCAAACCAAAUGAAUUUUUUCCCCACUGCAUUGUAAAUGUCUUUAUUUGUGUCGUUUAUUAAACUCCACAGUGGCUUGUUACCUUGUUUUUCAUGGGUGAACUAAUAACUUGGUAAUUUUCAAGGUAUGUAACAUGUUAAAAUGUCAAUUUUAUAACUGUUUUAUAAGGGCUGUUCACUUAAUCUUGUUUUGCCUGAUUUUCUUUUAUCAUAAAAAAAAAAAAUCACUGUCCAUGACCUGUUUCCUAUGACCAUCCUUCACCUUGACUUGGUGGAGAAAAGAGCCAAGUUCAUACGCUAGAGUUAUUUCACCGAAAGUAAACAGGCAGUGGUUUCUCAAAAACGCAAUCUGCGGGGAGGGGACAGUGUCUCUGUCUUUCAGCAGUUGCUGCCUUGGCCUUCAGGGUGGCAGCUGUCGUGGUAGGUACAGGAACACAGUAUUCUUUGUUUGCCACCGUCAACUUCUGGACUGAUUCGUACCCGUCAGGAAGCAAGUCAUCAUUGGAAUUGUGGCAUCUAUUGACAGCCAUUGCUAUAAAAUACAUCACAGUGUCGGUCAGUUAAGUUUCUAGGUGCCCAGAGGAUUCCCGGCCUUGCCCAUCUGCGGAGGAAAAGGCAGGCAUGUAGCGUGGUGGUUCAGGCUUGUACACUGCUGUCACUUUUCAUACUUAAACCUCUGACUUGAUGAUGUAAUCUGUAAAAAUGCGAUAAAUGGAGCCUCCUACCUCAAUAGUUCAUGGGAUAACAAGAGACCCGGUGUGUCCAAUGCUCAAGUAAUACCUUCACUUGGAGUGUCAAGUCACACGCUCUGGGAACUGGCCUAUAUAAGGUGCCCUGUAGGACUCGUGCAUAUUUUUGACUGACCUAUGAUUUAUAGUGGCUAGAUAUUUUUACCUUUGUGGAGCAAGAACUCUGUCGGUGUGAGGAGCAUCUGUAUCUAACCCCUUGGUAGACACAAAUUUCCAUCUAAGUACUCCCUACACAGUGACGUCCCUUCGCAGCAUUUGCGCUUUGGAAAGCACCCUUGGACUUUGAAGACUGGAUCGUCUGCCAGGCCUUAGCUAGAUGGAGGGAUCGGAGCAGUUGAGGCUCCCCGCGAGUCCGUAGUGGGGGAUCCAGCGUGAGUUUGGACUGCUGGACGACAACACUAUUUCCUCAGAACUCUGUCGGGCCGUGUUUACUAAGACCAGCCUCUGGCAGAAGCCCUGUCCAUGGGGUUUCCCCGAUCCAAAAUCAGUCAUAGGUCUUUGUGACAAGAAAAAAAGAAAAGUAUCUUGAUCAGAUGGAGAUACAAGUUUAAUAGUACUUAGCCUUAAGUGUUGCUAUCCUUGUUCAAGUGUAUUUUCUGUAACAGAAACCUGCUUGCAUUGUUUCUUCCCUUCUAGAAUGUAACCGAUCUCUGGGACACUGCUGCUUUAAACGUCUCACGGUCAGACAACAUGUUCUGAACAGCGGAACACUGUAAAUACACUUGUCUUACCUCUCAAUAAAAGGGUACUUUUCUAUUA
Molecule: messenger RNA, 2831 nt
Organism: Jaculus jaculus (lesser Egyptian jerboa)
Lineage: Eukaryota; Metazoa; Chordata; Mammalia; Rodentia; Dipodidae
Gene: Golt1b
Product: golgi transport 1B
Exons: 6
Coding region: 150-533 (127 amino acids)
Biological process (GO): retrograde transport, endosome to Golgi; endoplasmic reticulum to Golgi vesicle-mediated transport
Cellular component (GO): endoplasmic reticulum; membrane
Source: RefSeq, a predicted model, not a curated record